UUGAUGGUGGUCAAUGUAUCCUCCCAGAGUAAAAAUCUGGACAUUUGGAGGAGGCGGGGAAGGAAACUACAAUGCAGCCGUCGGCCAUUUCCGGCGGCUCUAAGUUGACCACCUUACUUUGGAGUCGAAUCUGUUUGGUUCAAUUUUACAACCAAGAAAGAAGACACAAUAAUGUAGCAACUUUGAUUCCGAUUCCCGUGAGGGAUUCCUGAGAGUUCGGAAUUGGUUAACUUUAUUAGGCUUGGCGGUGCGGGCUUGGUUCUCCGGAAUCUCAAAUCUGAAAACCAGAUGGAUUCUGGGCAGUCUCGUCUGAAGGAGCUUGGCUACAAGCAAGAGCUCAAGCGUGAUCUCUCGGUGUUUGCCAAUUUCGCAUUUUCGUUUUCGAUCAUAUCGGUGCUCACUGGCAUCACUACACUUUACGACACCGGGCUGAAUUUCGGGGGACCCGUUUCGUUGCUCUAUGGCUGGUUUGUGGCUGGUGCUUUCACCAUGUGCAUCGGGUUUUCGAUGGCUGAGAUUUGUUCUUCUUACCCAACUUCUGGGGGUCUCUACUAUUGGAGUGCUAUGCUUGCUGGACCCAAUUGGGCUCCUUUUGCCUCAUGGCUUACUGGAUGGUUUAACAUUGUUGGGCAGUGGGCAAUUACUGCGAGUAUAGAUUUCUCUCUCGCACAGCUGAUCAAGGUCAUUAUUCUCCUUAGCACGGGAGGAAAAAAUGGCGGUGGUUACGAGGCAUCAAAAUAUGUGGUUAUUGCUCUACACGGUGGAAUUUUGCUGCUACAUGCCAUCAUCAACAGUCUUCCCAUCUCAACAUUAUCCUUCUUUGGCCAGGUUGCUGCUGCAUGGAAUCUUGUAGGUGUUUGUGUUCUCAUGGUUCUUGUUCCUUUUGUUGCCACGGAGAGGGCUAGUGCCAAGUUUGUGUUCACUUACUUCAAUACUGAUAAUGGUGACGGAAUAAGUAGUAAAGUUUACAUUUUCGUUCUUGGGCUCCUAAUGAGUCAGUACACUCUUACUGGGUACGAUGCCUCUGCUCACAUGAGCGAGGAAACCAAAGGAGCAGAUAAAAAUGGUCCAAAAGGAAUUAUUAGUUCCAUCGGGAUAUCGAUUAUCUUUGGAUGGGGUUACCUACUUGGGAUCACCUUUGCAGUUGCCAACAUCCCGUUUCUCUUGGAUAAACACAACGAUGCCGGUGGCUACGCAAUUGCUGAAAUUUUUUACCUGGCAUUCAAGAACAGAUACGGCAGUGGGGCCGGGGGAAUUGUUUGCUUAGGUGUGGUUGCCGUUGCCAUCUUUUUCUGUGGGAUGGGUUCUGUGACUAGCAACUCAAGGAUGGCUUAUGCAUUCUCAAGAGAUGGAGCAAUGCCAUUGUCAAACCUAUGGCACUGUGUGAAUAAACAAGAGGUCCCAAUAAACGCAGUUUGGCUCUCCGCGCUCAUAUCAUUUUGCAUGGCUCUGACGUCGCUUGGAAGUCUAGUGGCAUUUCAGGCUAUGGUGUCCAUUGCGACGAUUGGACUGUACAUAGCAUAUGCUUUGCCAAUCUUUUUUAGGGUAACCCUAGCAAGGAAGUCCUUUCGUCCGGGACCAUUCAACCUGGGUCGCUAUGGAGUCCUAAUCGGUUGGGUUUCGGUCCUCUGGGUGGGUACGAUCUCAGUCCUCUUCUCAUUGCCCGUGGCCUACCCAAUCUCCGCUCAAACAGUCAACUACACUCCCGUUGCUGUCUGCGGGUUGCUCUUUCUCACUGUAUCUUCGUGGAUACUCUUCGCUCGCCACUGGUUCAGAGGUCCCAUAACCAAUGUAGAUACUUGAAAAAAACACUUAAUCCUCUGUAUUGAGUACUUUUACCUGAAUUCCUCCCUGAAUAUUUCCAGUUUUUUUUUUUUUUUUGAAUUGAAAGCCAACUGUGUAAUGAGUUCUGGAAAUAGAGUACUUGGAUUGUUGAUCAACAACAGGGUUAGGCUGCACAUUCAUAUUAUCAAAUUCACAUCUUUAUUUGCUACUCUUCUCUUUUGGGUCCCUAUCCUAAUGAAAUCUGAUAGCUGUU
Cuscuta campestris is the source of this 2038-nucleotide messenger RNA. The record is from the annotation of a GenBank genome assembly. NCBI's taxonomy places the organism in Eukaryota, Viridiplantae, Streptophyta, Magnoliopsida, Solanales, Convolvulaceae.